This is a messenger RNA of Mangifera indica (mango), 1559 nucleotides long. RefSeq names its product V-type proton ATPase subunit d2. The transcript is spliced from 10 exons. Gene Ontology annotation, molecular function: proton-transporting ATPase activity, rotational mechanism. The record is from RefSeq and is a predicted model, not a curated record. Gene Ontology annotation, biological process: vacuolar acidification; vacuolar transport; proton transmembrane transport. Bases 223 to 1278 code for a protein of 351 amino acids. NCBI's taxonomy places the organism in Eukaryota, Viridiplantae, Streptophyta, Magnoliopsida, Sapindales, Anacardiaceae. Gene Ontology annotation, cellular component: vacuolar proton-transporting V-type ATPase complex; proton-transporting V-type ATPase, V0 domain.
AGAUACACCACAUGUUUACUAAACCCAACCAUAUCCACUUAGCAAACCAAAAAUCAGAAAGAAACAAGAAACACUUUCGGAAUUAAAUUUUGAAAACAGAUCUGUCUUCGCCACGAAUCUGAUCGGCGUUUUCGAUUUUAGUGCUACCGUACUACACCUUUCAUCCUCUUCUCUCGACAUCGACUUCUACUUCAAUUUCGGUUUCAAUACUUGUAGAGAAAGAUGUACGGAUUCGAAGCAAUGACGUUCAACAUUCACGGCGGUUACCUGGAGGCGAUCGUGAGGGGGCACAGGGCGGGGCUCUUGACGGCCGCCGAUUAUAACAAUCUGUGCCAGUGCGAAACCCUGGAUGAUAUCAAGAUGCAUCUCUCUGCCACCGAGUACGGUCCCUACCUCCAAAACGAACCUUCACCAUUGCAUACAACUACGAUAGUGGAGAAGUGCACUCUUAAAUUGGUUGAUGAGUAUAAACACAUGUUAUGUCAAGCCACUGAGCCUUUGUCAACCUUUUUAGAGUAUAUCACAUAUGGUCACAUGAUAGACAAUGUUGUCUUGAUUGUUACUGGAACCUUGCAUGAGAGAGACGUGCAGGAGUUAUUGGAGAAAUGCCAUCCUUUGGGCAUGUUUGACAGCAUUGCUACACUGGCAGUUGCUCAAAAUAUGCGAGAACUUUACAGAUUGGUUCUUGUUGACACACCAUUAGCUCCAUACUUUUCUGAAUGUAUUACAUCUGAGGACUUGGAUGAUAUGAACAUUGAAAUAAUGAGGAACACUCUUUACAAGGCUUACCUUGAAGAUUUUUACAAGUUUUGUCAGAAAUUGGGUGGUGCCACUGCAGAGAUCAUGUCUGACCUACUAGCUUUUGAGGCUGACAGAAGGGCUGUUAAUAUCACCAUAAAUAGUAUUGGGACUGAGCUUACCCGGGAUGAUCGUCGGAAACUGUACUCGAACUUUGGGUUACUUUAUCCCUAUGGCCAUGAGGAACUUGCUGUCUGUGAGGAUAUAGAUCAGGUUCGUGCUGUGAUGGAAAACUAUCCUCCAUAUCAGUCCAUCUUUUCUAAAUUGUCAUAUGGAGAGAGCCAAAUGCUUGACAAGGCAUUUUAUGAGGAGGAGGUGAAAAGGCUCUGCUUAGCAUUUGAGCAGCAGUUCCAUUAUGGCGUCUUCUUUGCAUACAUGAGGCUGAGGGAGCAGGAGAUCAGGAACCUGAUGUGGAUUUCUGAAUGUGUGGCUCAGAACCAGAAGUCAAGAGUUCAUGACAGUGUGGUUUUCAUAUUUUAGUUUCGCUUCAACUCUGUAAGAAAUAAUCACCUUCUUCUCUAUUCAUCGUCUUCAGUUCCCAUCAAUGACAGAUGUUCACCUGGCUGCAGCAAUAACAGGAUUUGUGAUAGAGAGAAAUAAAAAUUGUAUGUGUUUCUUUUCAUGGUUAUUUUAAUUGAGACUUGAGAGAUCUUGUAUUUAUGAUUCAUCAUCUUAUAUAAUAUCGAUCCGAGGACAAGGUUCUGUAGCUUUUCAUGAUGCAGAACAAUGGUGUUAAUAGAAGUAGUAGUUUCAACGCUUCA